Molecule: messenger RNA, 1095 nt
Organism: Daphnia carinata
Lineage: Eukaryota; Metazoa; Arthropoda; Branchiopoda; Diplostraca; Daphniidae
Product: glycine, alanine and asparagine-rich protein-like
Exons: 3
Coding region: 96-917 (273 amino acids)
Source: RefSeq, a predicted model, not a curated record
AAAAUCUCGAGAAUAAAUUAUCAGUGUUCGGUGAUCUACUCGACAUCAACUGACUUCUUCUAGCUCUUAGCUUAAUUACCAUUUAUUUAAGGAAAAUGAAAGUUACUCUUCGCUGUCUGGUUCUUUUCGGUAUUGUCGCCGCUCUUCAAGCAGCUGUGAUUAGUCAAGAUGAAUCUGUUGACGAAUCCAAGGGCGAACAGUAUCGCGAAAAGCGUGGAUUCGCAAGCGGUGGAGGUGGAUAUGGCGGAGGUGGCAGCUCCGGAUACGGUGGAGGAGCCGGCGGUGGAGCUGGUGGAUAUGGAGUAGGUUAUGGUGGAGCCGCAGCUAUUGCGCAGGAAGCUGCCAAUGCAGCCAAGGCAGCACAGAACGCACAGGCCGGAGCUGCAGCUCAGGCUGCCCAACAAGCACAGGCCACCCUUGCUGCACAGGCCGUUCAAGCUGCCCAGCAAGCCCAAGCUGUCGUAGCCGCCAAACAGGCCCAAGCUGCCCAGAUCUCCCAGGCCGCCCAAGCCGCCCAGGCUGCUGCUUUCGCUGAAUCCGCUCAGGCCGCUCAAGCCGCCCAGGCUGUUCAGGCUGCCGAAGCCACUAAAGUCCAGGCUCUUCAACAGGCUCAGGCUUUGGCCGCUGCUGCUAAAGCUGCGCAGUCUCACGCUGCACAGGCUGUUGCUGCUGUCCAAGCUGCUCAGGCCCAACAAGCUUCCCAAGCUCAGAUGGCCUACCAGGCCCAAGCAAACGCCCAAGCUUUGGCGUACAAACAACAAGCUUCUUUGGCUGAUUUGGCAGCUGCCCAGCAGGCAGCCAACAAGGCUUACUCAGCUGCCCAAGCUGCCCAGGCCACAGCUGUCGGUGGUGGUGGUUCCUACGGUGGAUUUGGCAGCGGUUACGGUGGAAGCUCAGGAGGCUGCCCGGCUUGUUAAAUGUUGUACCCCCGGAACUGUCUACUUGAUAAAACUCACCUUGGAUAACCUGCUUACCAAGAAUGUUAAAUGUUUACGUCUAAUGUCUACCAAGAUUGUAGAUCAAUCUGUUCUUCAUAGAUACGCUAUGUUGUGAAGAGUUUCAAGCAAAUACAUUCACUGUGGUCGCUUAAAUGAA